Hyalella azteca is the source of this 2685-nucleotide messenger RNA. RefSeq lists its product as uncharacterized. The coding region runs from base 191 to 1981 and encodes 596 amino acids. The transcript has a single exon. NCBI's taxonomy places the organism in Eukaryota, Metazoa, Arthropoda, Malacostraca, Amphipoda, Hyalellidae. The record is from RefSeq and is a predicted model, not a curated record.
UACAUUUUCUUCUUGCAACAGCUCAAUCCUUUUAUUUUAAAGGCGGAAUUUGCUAAUGGGCGAAUGUUUGAUUUGUUCCGAUUAUUAUUUUUUAAAUUAGUCAUUAUUCCCACACCCAUAAGCCUUAUUUUUGACGGAAAUAAUAUUAAGAUAAGUUGAGUGCAUUAUCAACUUGCCAUAACUGUUCAUCAUGGCUCCUGUAAUGGAAGUGGCCUCGCUUAAGGAGAUCAUCGUGUUUUAUUGCGCCGAUUGGUUACUGGCGUGCAUCAAGCGACACCCAAGCUUCCUCGUCCGACAUAUUCAACGGGAAUACAUCAGGCGUCGCCUGAGUCCUUUCAGUCGACAGGAGCUGCUGUCUUAUGUGCUUUCUCUGCCAAUGGAAUCCGUAUUACCGAAGGACCGCAUCAAAAUUAUCGAAAUGCUCGGCGGUGAGAAGAUCACGAGCUUCGAUGCUACGCCGUUGGGUCGUCAGAAUGCGGUAGAUGUUAAAUACUUGUACCGUGCUUUAGCGGCCUUCCCUUCUUUAAACGUCACGCGGCUUGGAAUAAUUUGCCAACAAAUAAUUUUAUUAUACAAUUGUUAUACUGAGUUCAACGUGAACACCGACUUCUAUCCUACUUUGAGGAAAAUGUCCCAUUUGACAUGUGUAACUUUGAUAGCUUUGGGUGACGAAAAAGUUUUAUCUAUUCUUGGAUCUAAUUGCGAAAAUUUACAGUAUUUGGACAUUUCGUUCUCAGAGAAGGUUAAUGACGCAUCCUUGGCAUGCCUUUAUUUAAGCCAUCCUAGACGAUUACCUGAGCUUUGGGAUGGACAACGAAGUUAUAUUGUCACCAGGUUUUCUAAAUGUUGCAAGAAAAUAAAAUUCCUUAACCUAGUGGGCACUUCGGUAACCGCUCAAACCAUUAACUUGUUGACUCAGCUGAUGCCAAAUCUGGAAUCUUUUGGUGGGUACCUCAGGAUGAGCGAAUUAUUUACAGCGCUAGCCAUGCCAUAUGUGGGAUACCCUCUGGUGAGACGGGACGGCAAUCCUGAGUUCUGCUUGUUGCUUGAAGUAUAUGAUCUCCAGAGAGGCGGGUGGCACAAAUUGUCAGUGAAAAAUCAGAAAAUUAUCGCCUCUGAACGAUUGCGAAAAGUCGCGUCUGCUGGAAGGAACAAAGAACCCUCUGGGAUUUUUGUGCCUCCGUCAUUGCCUUUGAAACUCGCCGAACUAACGAAUUUCUCACGUGAAGUAGAUCCGAAAGUUAUUUCGGUCUUGCAUGAUCUAUGCCCCCACGUUUAUGAACUACACAUACUGUCCAGCUCACUUCCUAAUUUGGCACAAUUUCAUGAUGUGAAGGUUCUAGAAGUCAGGUGUCAAUUUGUGCAAGGAUGGAACGUAAAUUUAAUCAAUUACUUGAUGCAACGCGGCUCGUCUCUGAAAACCUUGGUAACAUCACAAACAACUGAGGAAUUUAUUCCACUGUCCCGACUCCGAUCGGCUUGUCCCAACCUUGUUGAUCUCAAUUUGCCGAUAGAUACGGAAGACGAUAUAAGAUGCACUCUACCUCAGCUAAAGUGCGCUAAGAUUGCGGUUAGGUCUUGGAGCGUUUUCAAAUACUUUUGUCGGGACCAUACGCAACUCAAGGAACUCAAUGCCAUGUUGCGUUAUGGUGGAGAAAGUGAUAUCCCUGGGCAGACAACAAUGACCGACAGUUUCUUCAGAUCAAUUUUCCUCUCGUACUCCUUCGUUUAUCUUGAAAAAUUGAUCAUCUUUGGUUGUGAUUUAGGCGCAAGUACUUUGGAACUUUGUCUAGGUCCGUGUUUUCCGAGACUGCGCGUGCUGGGUUACGUGGAUCGAUGGAAAAACCUUACAGAGUCCCAACUAGCGCAUUACCGCCGUGAGAUCCGCGUAAGGAACUUGAAUCUAAAAUUGAUCAACUUUAAGUACGAUAAUGUUAUGAAUGGUUCGAUCGCAGAGGAUCUAAAACUCCAAUUAUGGUAACUAAAUCUUAAGACGAAUUGAACGUUUCACGAAUUAUUUUAUCGCGUCGAUGUAUUUCGUCCCUUACAAAUAUGAUGCAUUUAAUUAGUUUUUUUAAAUUAAGCAUCUCCUUACUUUUCUUUCAUUAGAUCAAUUAUUGCCACCAACCUAAUGCUCGAUGGAUAUUAAGCACAUGUUUAAAUAUUUUCACCAACGCGUUUACCCACAUAUGUAUCAAUUCUGUGGUUGAUCUUGGUUGUCUAUAAGAAUUUUGUGGAUAAAACACAAUGUUGUAUUAAUUCUGAAUGCGUCACUAUCUGGCAACGCGCGUUUACACUCUUAGACGAAAAUGGAUUAAUUGAAAUUUUUAACCCUCUCUCUGCGAUCGAUGUCUUUGCUCUAAAUGUUUCCUGUCAGGUUUUUAAUAUAUGACCGACGAAUAGUCGAAUUAUUUUAGUAUUAUUAUUUAAUAGCAGGUUUGAGAGGUUUCAUUGCUUAAAGUCGAAAAUGUGCGAAUUACUCUAUUCCUUAUUCAGUCGAAUUUUGCAUUAGAAUUGCAUGAAUAUUAAUAAAUACUAAUGAAAAUUUCUUUAUUUUAACGAUCUUGUCUCUGGAAGACUGUGCAUUUAAUAAAAUUUUUAGUACCUCGGAAGAGUUUAUUGACACGUCCACGAUAAUUUAGAAGAUUUUAUUUCAUAGAUUAAUAACAAUAAAAUGAAAUAAUG